CAUAUAUUUUGCCUAUUUCUUUCUUGCUUUUGCAAGCAAUGAAGAGACCAAACAAUCAAAGUAAAACUAUGCUGGUUACUCUAGGCCUUUUAACUCUUUCCCUGAUGACUCAAAAUGCCGAUGCAUAUCAAUUCAAGAUUGGUGGUUCUGGUGAAUGGAGCCUUACUUCGGCCUCUUCCUAUGAUCAAUGGGCUCAAAAAAGCCGGUUUCAAAUCGGGGACACCCUUUGGUUCAAUUACCAGGCUAAUGGGGACUCGGUGCUACAAGUUAGUGAAGGCGACUACAAAACUUGCACCACGACAUCACCCAUUGCAAAAUACAGUGAUGGUCACACUAUGAUCAAGCUAAACCAAUCCGGGCCUCACUAUUUCAUCAGUGGUGUUGUAGAUCACUGCAAAAAGAAUGAGAAAGUGAUGAUUGUUGUGUUGGCAGACCGAAGUAAGAGCUCUUCACAAGCCCCGUCUCAAUCUCCAUCUCCAUCUUCAGCUCCACCACCAGCUCCCACUAGUGAAGAGUACCCCUCACCUCCUCCAGCCCCGGGUGCACCAGCACCCGAGAUGACUCCGGCUCCGGCUCCUUCAGAUGAUAGCCAUCCACCUCCUCCCAGCCCGAGUGGUGCAUCUUUUAUUGUUGUGAAUUUCUUUUACUCUGUUGGAGCUUUUGUUGGUUUCUCCGUUCUUUUUUGAUUUUUGAGUAUGUUUUGUUUAUUAAUAUGAACACUUUGUUAAAUAAGUUCAUUGUAACUGUAUUGUGUCGAGUAUAUAAGAAUGUAUGUAUAAUUGUAUGUGAUCGAAGAUUUUCAGAAUAUGAUCAACUAUUGAUGAAAGUGAAGUAUGUUUAAUAAAGCUGAUGCGGUAUUUGUGUA
Messenger RNA from Erigeron canadensis, 865 nucleotides. Its product is annotated as early nodulin-like protein 1. Gene Ontology annotation, molecular function: electron transfer activity. The transcript has 2 exons. The coding region runs from base 39 to 686 and encodes 215 amino acids. The record is from RefSeq and is a predicted model, not a curated record. Gene Ontology annotation, cellular component: plasma membrane. NCBI's taxonomy places the organism in Eukaryota, Viridiplantae, Streptophyta, Magnoliopsida, Asterales, Asteraceae.